AUGGUACUGGGAAUUCUCACAUCCAUUGCAGCAUGUCCUGCCAUUAUUGGAACGACGGAGGCCGUUCGAUCAGGUCAAAAGCAGAAUGCGCGAGAGAAACAUAGAAGCCGAAAAGCAAACCUCUCGGUUUCUUGCUCAGAUCCAUCACGAAAAGCACGGGAUAUACAUGGCGGUUCAGUUGUUCUCAAAGAUAAGAAGCUUUAUGUUACAACCGUAAAUCCAAAAUCGAAGUUUCCUGAAGACUUCGAAAAUGACGCGGACCGGAUACAGCAGUAUGGACACAUCUUCGCAGGGUACUUCUUCCCCUAUCCAGACAGCAAAUGGGGACGUCGAGGUGAAGGCUAUGUCUCUACUAUUGCGGAUGAUCCUCCUCAGCUUAAUUGGAUCUACGUGGAUAAAGAUACCUACGAAGUGAAAUACGGUCUUCGUGUUGAGACGGAAGGACAUCUAGUUGGGCCCUGGAAUGUCACGCCAAUCGAUAGAAGGCUUACCUUUGAUGGGUGGGAAGGGUUUACUGUUGUGGAAGAGGGCGAAGGGGUUUGGGCGCUGUAUUUUGAUGUGGAUGAUGAUGGGUUGGAAGAGAAGAUACCGGCGGAUCAGAGGAUUAUGGAGGUGGAACUGACGAGGAAAGAGUUGAGGAUGGCCAAGGGAGAUCCUAUAAUGUGA
Molecule: messenger RNA, 666 nt
Organism: Lachnellula hyalina
Lineage: Eukaryota; Fungi; Ascomycota; Leotiomycetes; Helotiales; Lachnaceae
Exons: 2
Coding region: 1-666 (221 amino acids)
Source: RefSeq, a predicted model, not a curated record